This is a messenger RNA of Trypanosoma cruzi, 699 nucleotides long. Its product is annotated as mucin TcMUCII, putative. Bases 1 to 699 code for a protein of 232 amino acids. NCBI's taxonomy places the organism in Eukaryota, Euglenozoa, Kinetoplastea, Trypanosomatida, Trypanosomatidae. The record is from RefSeq and is a predicted model, not a curated record. The transcript has a single exon.
AUGACGACGUGCCGUCUGCUGUGCGCCCUGUUGGUGCUCGCCCUGUGCUGCUGCCCGUCCGUAUGCGCGUCAGCGACUCCGGAGAAGCCUAAAGUUGAUUUAAUUGGCCCCGAUCCAUCGCCUUCUAGAACAGUAGUACAAGAGACACUACAGGCGACCAGUCAGUCAGGACCGCAAGGUCUAAAGCCCGUUUUGGACCAGGAUAGAGUUAACGGUGAAAAACGAGUUUUGACAGAUCAGGAUCCUCAAACAGAUAACGCUCACAAUCCGGUAAACAGAGAAGGUACGGACGAUGAUACAGGGCUACAAAGUCUCAGCGAUGUUUCCGCAAAACAAGCACAUGAAGAAGCCGAAGGUCAUGCCAAGAAAACCACGACGGCCACUAUAACAAAGUCGCCGGAGGAUGACAGGAAUUCUAAGCCUGAAGCCGAUACAAAUGCCACCAGUCCAAUGCCCUCUGCGCCAGUGAUCAAGCCGUCUGAAGCUUCUGCUCACACGACCAUGACGACUACAACGCAAGCACCAACCACAACGACAACGACGACGACCAUCACAACGACUACGGAGGCGCCAACCACGACGACCACCCGCGCACCGUCACAUCUUCGCGAAGUCGACGGCAGCCUCAGCAGCUCUGCGUGGGUGUGUGCCCCGCUGCUGCUUGCCGCAUCCGCGCUGGCGUACACCGCUGUGGGCUGA